Messenger RNA from Uranotaenia lowii, 1876 nucleotides. RefSeq lists its product as uncharacterized. Lineage: Eukaryota; Metazoa; Arthropoda; Insecta; Diptera; Culicidae. The transcript is spliced from 3 exons. The coding region runs from base 564 to 1448 and encodes 294 amino acids. The record is from RefSeq and is a predicted model, not a curated record.
CACGCACUACCUAACUGGUUCAGAUCAAUGUUGAAGAGUUUUUGACUUGAGAGUUCAGUUUUCAUAUAUCGUCUCUUGACGGUGGAAGGCCAUCAACCGAAUUAUUCAUUCAUAAACAGUAGUUCUUUUUCGCGAUUUCUUGAAAUCUUGUCUCCGAAGGUUAUAUUUAAGAUGAAUCAUUUUUUUCGAUAGUUUGCAGUAAUUUCUAGUUUUGUAUUAUUAAUUUAUUGAACGUAGAAAUAAUCUCGCAGGCCUCGUACAGUGUCAGGCGCUUGCAGAUUUCAUCAUCAAAUAAUCGAUCUAUCAGGGUAAAAACGAGAUAAUUAUUUCGCAUCUGGAACGGCUCUCCUCUAAAUUGGCUAGCGAAAUGCCUACCGUCAUCGCCUGAAGAAACCCCUAGAGAAGGCAUUGCGUGAAUUACAGUCAUCAAAGUUCAGUUUGCACCUUUACGCUUCAUGUUUUGAUUGAUUGGAUUGGAGCCAACCACAAUCCAUUCAUAGCGGAAUCGAUCCACGAGUGAAAGUGCGCUGGCUGUAAAGCAGCGGGGACUGGAAACAGAACAGAUGGCUAACAAACUUCAGGAUCGUUCCUUCGUCGAUGAUUACUUCGCCAACCUAAAUGACCUGUCCCGGAAGAUCAGCUUGGACAUCGGAGAAGUGAAGGCAACCUACGAACACAUCUGGGACGACCUUAGCCGUGAAGAGCAGGCAGAGAUCAUCAACGAAACCUUGAUAAAGCCGGAGCUGACACUGAAGUAUUUCGACAACUUUUCCACCUCGUCCGAUUCGUUCGACAACAUCAUAGGAGCGGACGAAAAUAGCGACGAUCGGAAGGUCAACCUUUACGAUGGUAGAUCGCUGCAUACCUUCCAAUACUUGAAAACGGGACGCAAAGUUAUCCACGAUGAUUCGGUUGGAUUGUUUCGCGAUGAACAUUCGUUCCCGUUUUCGCACAAAACCAAAAGUCAAAUCAAUCUCACGAUAUUUCCUCUGAAUAAGGACAAGUUUUAUGAAAAGAAAACCAACUUGGCCAAGAAGCUAGAGAAGACAAAAUAUUCGGCAACGAGCAGAGACUCAACCACAACAGCACCGUUGGAGACGAAGACCAUCAGUAAAGUUGUAGCGGAACAGGCUUCAUCCUAUGAUGAGGAAAAUAACGUUAUUCAGGCACUGAAAAGUAACGGGGCAACAAACUAUCUGACCAACUUUAUAUGCGGUCAAGCCAUUGGCGGUACAUCGCCAAUAAUAGUCGGCGAUGAAGUCGAUGAACAGUCUUUGGAAAACAUAGGAUUCGAUGAUGAUAAGAUUAACCUGUUUCGGCACAGUUCUCGAAGUGAUAGUCUGCAUCAGGCUCAGUCUUCCUCCGUCGAGGAAGACGACAAGAACUUCGACGAGCUGAACAGUUUGCUAGGCACCAGCAAAGGUUUCGAUUUUCUAAACAACUGGUAAAAUGCAUGUUCCCAUGAUAUUUUAUCUUUUUGUUUUUUUUUAAUAACCUGAGCUAAUCUUUCUUGAAUCUCUUCUUUCGUUCCUAUCUAGUCUAUUUUUUGAAUAAUUUUUUGAAACUUUUUGUUUGAGAAACCAAAUCAAUCAACUCUUAUACUCCAAAACAUCCUUUUCUCAAAUCAUAAGUCCAUGAAUAUACUCACAACUCAUGACACCACAAUUCGAUUAUGCGGGGCAUGAACAACCGCAACUGACUGAUAAUCGAAGUUUUCGUCACGGCGAAAUGAUGCACUCUUCUAUGUGGAAGAAUAUACCUCAACCUUUUUUUUCGAGCUUGUUUCAAGGCUCAUUGUGUGUGUGGUUGCUUUCAACACCUUAAUCGUUUAAUCGUCUUCGGUUUGGAAGAUUGAAAUAAAUGAUGAAAAUUACUU